Messenger RNA from Anopheles nili, 776 nucleotides. RefSeq lists its product as uncharacterized. The record is from RefSeq and is a predicted model, not a curated record. Bases 1 to 711 code for a protein of 236 amino acids. The transcript is spliced from 2 exons. Lineage: Eukaryota; Metazoa; Arthropoda; Insecta; Diptera; Culicidae.
AUGGCGCGUCGAAAUGUGUGGUCACCUGAGGAAACCAGAGAGCUGCUGGCUGUUAUCAAGGAGCUGGAUUUGAUGAAGUCUUUUGGCGAAGAACGCAAUAAUAAACUUUACCAAAUUGCCCAGGAUGAGCUGAAGCAGCGGGGCUUCCUGGACAAGGACGCGUUUCAAAUCGAGCACAAAUGGAAGAAUCUUAAGCGGACGUACUACAAAACGAAGCGAGAGAACUAUCUUAUCGAAUCGUGCGAAUUUUUCGAGGAACUAGAUGAGCUGAUGGCUAUGAAACCAGUAUCAACAAACAAAACCAAAGGUUCCGAUCAACCUAAACGGCCGAGAGCUGUGCUGGAAAAUUUUGACCUUUUGCUAAGCAAGCUUGCAAAGGUUGACCGUGAAAAUAAUGAUGACUUUUUCAAAAAGCAAAAGGAUCUGGUAGACUACGAGUUUGAUCUGUAUACGCAGGAUGAACGCAUGUACACUUCGAAACUUUCGCAGCUGUUGAACAAAAAUACCGACGACUUUUGCGCGAGAGCGCAGAAAAUUUUACUAUUGGAAGGAAUUAUAGGAGGCGAAGAGUUCGAUGGGGAAAUUCCAAACAUGGAACUUACAGUGGAAGCGGAAGAAUCUAUUUCAGCUGAUCCGGCGGAGGAAAUGGUAAUCAAAAAAGAGAAAGUGAAAGAGUUUUAUCAGACUUGGAGAGAGGAGGAAACUUACUGAACUGCACCGAACCGGAAAUGCCCAAAGAAUCUGCUAAUAAAUUUGCCCUGUGCACGAUUAGUUAA